Messenger RNA from Drosophila serrata, 1346 nucleotides. RefSeq names its product borealin-related (gene borr). Gene Ontology annotation, biological process: mitotic sister chromatid segregation. Lineage: Eukaryota; Metazoa; Arthropoda; Insecta; Diptera; Drosophilidae. Gene Ontology annotation, cellular component: chromosome passenger complex; chromosome, centromeric region; spindle midzone. The record is from RefSeq and is a predicted model, not a curated record.
CUGGUCACAUUGACAGAUGACGCUUAAAUUUAAGCGGAAAAUUUCAUUAAGAGCAACAAAAAACAGACGCUAGCCCGCAAUUAAAGACAAAAUCCAGGUAAUUCGACUUAUUAAACCAAGUAACCCGAAACUACCGCCGCCGCCGAGAUGCCGCGCACCAAGAUACCAAAGAACUCGAAGCGCAACCGCGAGGUGGCCAACCGCGAGGAAAAGGUGCGUCUGUACGAGUUGAAAAUGGACUCGCGCCUGAUCAGCAUCGACACGCUGGAGUCCAAGUACUUGGCCACCGUCGACAGCCAGGUGAAGACGCUGCUUGGCCAGGUGCAGCGUGAGCUGGCCGACAUGAAGGUGCCCGAGAUGCUGCAGCUUUUUGCCGAGCUGGACCGCUUCAGUGACUUCAAGGCCAGCGAUCAGACGCAGCUGUUAGCCUCCAUGUCCAUGAGCUGCAACACCACUGAUGGACAUGCAGCCGUCGCUGCCACCGCCGUUGGUAGUCGUAAUGAUGAAGGCUACCUUACAGAAGACAGCAGCCUCGGGGCUAGCAGCGGCAGCAGCCUAGCUGCCCACACUGGCUCCCUGCUGCGCUCAACGAAGGCCAUGCGUACGCCCGGACCCCUGCACUCGGCCAGGGCCCGUCGUGCACGCCGGAGUCAGUCCGCUUGCGGAGAUCUUAAUAUCCUUCAUUCGGCAAAGCCGCCGCCAAGCACCAGUGGGGCAACAGGAACUCGACAUUCGCGCAGCAAGAUGCGUACACCUAUGGCUUCGCGCUCAAAGGCCUUCAGUGCCGAUCGCACACCACUAGCACAGAAGCAAAUACGCUCCGGGUCGCCUUCGACUCCGCCAAUGGCAUUCCUACGCUAUCCAAAGCCCGGCGAGGUGGCGCUCUCCAAGUUCGGCAGCCCCAUGGUGGCUCAAGUGAUGCCAGACAAGUUCGCCAAUGUGAACAUACCCAUAAGGAACGGAGUGCUCAGCCUGAGACCCAAGAAACUGGAUGCCGACGAGGUCGAGUCGAAUCUGUUGGAAAAUCUGGACGAGGACACCUAUAACCAAAUCAAAACGCUGCACGAGAAUUUGCAAAUGAUUGUGAAUAAGGCCAGCCAGGCGGGAUUCAAGUAGUUGCCAAUUUUAAAUCCAUAUUUCUAGGAUAUAACUAUAUAUCAUAUAUACACUUAUUUUAGUAUGUUUUGUUUAAGUUCAGUUUUGCCUAUUUCUCGCAUAGUUUAUUCAUUUAUUCCAAUGAACUUUCUGUAUACCACAAGAUUUAAUACAGGUUCAAAUUCAAUGUUCAAUCGCCUGACAGUUUGAAGUGUAUUCUAUUUUAGUAAUAAAAAACCCGAUUGCGACGA